GUCUACCAGUGUUUUUCCCAUAGGAAGGUCUGAGGAAUAACAGACCUGGACAUUUUGCAGAAAAAAGUUACUCGAAUCAAUCAAGUCUGACUCGUACCAUCAUGUCCGGGGAUUCUCUGGUUGCUGGCUCCCUUGUGGUAGCAGACUAUGUGGUGUUUGCUCUCAUGUUGGUGGUGUCUGCCGCCGUCGGGUUCUACUACGCCUGGGACAGCAGAGGACGGGAAAGCUCCAGGGAAUUCUUAACAGGCGGGAGAACACUGACGGCCCUGCCUGUCUCCCUGUCUCUGACCGCCAACUUCAUGUCAUCCAUCACAGUGCUGUCCAACCCAGCUGAUGUGUACUGCUUCGGAGCUAUCUUUGGUUUUUUUUCACUGGCCUAUACAUUGUCAAUAAUGGUCGUAUCUGAGGUUUUUCUCCCAGUCUCCUACAGACUGUCCAUCACCAGUGCCUAUGAGUACCUGGAGAUGCGUUUCAACAGAGCAACACGUCUGAUCACAACAAUACUCUUUAUUGUUCAGGCAAUCCUCUAUACUGGAAUAGUCAUCUAUGCACCAGCUUUAGCUUUAAGCCAAGUUGUGGAUUUAAAUCUGUGGGUUGGAAUUAUUUCCACAGGAGCUGUCUGUACUCUUUACUGCACAUUGGGUGGACUGAAAGCUGUGAUAUGGACUGAUGUGUUUCAGAUGGGAAUAAUGAUUGCAGGCUUCUUAUCUGUGAUAAUCAAAGCUGUGAUCUUACAAGGCGGAGUAUCCACCAUCAUUUCAGAUGCACAACAGGGAGGGAGACUCAACUUUUGGGACUUCGACAUAAACCCUUUGAGGAGACACACAUUUUGGACCAUAACAAUUGGAGGAACGUUUUCCUGGAUUGCUGUAAAUGGGACUAACCAAGCCCAGAUUCAGAGAUAUAUCGCCUGCAAAAGCAUCACUCACGCCAGAGUAGCUCUGUUCAUCAACUUGUUAGGUCUUUGCAUCUUUUUGGCUUCCUCAGUAUUUGCAGGACUGUGCCUCUUCUCUGUCUUUAAGAACUGUGACCCUUGGACUGCUGGACUUGUUUCCACUCCUGAUCAGCUGAUUCCAUAUUUGGUGAUGGGCACCUUGACAAGCCAUCCUGGUCUUCCUGGACUAUUUCUUGCUGCAGUAUAUAGUGGCACCCUAAGCACAGUGUCUUCCUCCAUCAAUGCACUCACUACAGUGACACUGGAGGACCUGAUCAAGCCGCACACUAACAUGUCUGAGAAACACCUGUACUGGAUGUCCAAAGGACUGAGUUUUUUCUAUGGAGUUUUAUGUAUUUCCUUUGCUGGACUCGCCUCAGUCAUGGGAGGGAUGAUGCAGGCAGGUACCAGUAUCAGUGGUAUCCUUCAAGGUCCUGUACUCGGUGUAUUCCUAUUGGGUAUCCUUUUCCCAUUCGCCAAUUCCAAAGGAGGAUUUUUAGGUCUUGGGUCAGGAUUGGUCGCGUCUUUAUGUGUAGGUGUUGGAUCUAUUAUCUACCCUUCCCCACCUUCCAUGACCCGACCUCUGCCACUGUCCACUGAGGGUUGUAACUUUACAGGAAGCUUCAACUGGACUACCACUGCUCCACCAACAGAACCAAUCUUUAGCAUCACUACUCUUAACAGUGAUGGCGGACAUCCAGUGGAAGGAAACUGGCACUCUCCUUCUUAUCUGUACUUCAAUCUAAUUGGAACUGUAGCAGCCAUUAGUGUGGGGCUGAUUGUCAGCCUGAUUACAGGAGGCUUGAGUGAGAGGGUGGAUUCCAGGCUUACAUUAUUAAAAGAAGAUACAAUUUCCUAUCACCUCUUCAAGCUUUUCCUCGACAAAGUCAUGAGAAGAAAAGGGGGUGUUGUCCCAACGGAGAAACUUGGGAAUACAAAAACGGCUUUCUGUGACACUGAGAUGGACUUAAGAAGCAGUAUCCCUGAUAACACAAUGAAUGUUAGCCAUUAAAUGGUUUAGCGCU
Molecule: messenger RNA, 1959 nt
Organism: Labrus mixtus (cuckoo wrasse)
Lineage: Eukaryota; Metazoa; Chordata; Actinopteri; Labriformes; Labridae
Product: sodium-coupled monocarboxylate transporter 1-like
Exons: 18
Coding region: 102-1946 (614 amino acids)
Biological process (GO): sodium ion transport; propanoate transmembrane transport
Cellular component (GO): membrane
Molecular function (GO): organic acid:sodium symporter activity
Source: RefSeq, a predicted model, not a curated record